Messenger RNA from Moneuplotes crassus, 2025 nucleotides. The record is from the annotation of a GenBank genome assembly. Lineage: Eukaryota; Ciliophora; Spirotrichea; Euplotida; Euplotidae.
AUUAAAUGUCGCGCAUCCCAUUCUACUUAAAAUAUGGUAUUCCUGUUAUGGGUUCCUUCUUUGUAGCCAAGAAGGUAGAUUUAAGAAGCUUAGUUCCUUUUAAGCCCCGAACAGCUCAUGCUGAUACAGAUUUGUUCCUAGAUGAAGCUGUUCUUCCUGAAUUCUCGAUUGAAUUGGAAGAAUUGGGGGAAUAUCAAAGAAACAAGUAUCAAUUCUCUCUCAAGACUAGAGAUCAACAUCUUAAGGAAAUGAUGAGUGGUGAGGAAUACGAUAUUGUUGUUAUCGGAGCAGGAGCUAGCGGUGCUGGGGUCGCCCUUGAUGCAGCAAGCAGAGGCCUGAGAGUAGCAGUAAUUGAUAAAAAUGACUUUGGCUCAGCUACCUCCUCAAAAUCUACGAAAUUAGCGCAUGGUGGGAUUAGAUACCUCGAACAAAUGUUUAAAAGACAAGGUAAUGUUAAGCAAAGUUACGCAUUAUUGAAGGAAGCAUUAGCAGAGAGGAACUAUUUCUUAGAUUCAAAUCCGUUCCAAAACACAGAAGUAAAGAUUGUGAUUCCUGACAAAUCUUUCUUAAGCACAGUAUUCUACAAUUUCCCUGGCACACUAGUGUAUCACUUGAUUUAUCUGAUUAACUCAAUGAAUCAUGAAUCUCAGAGUUCUAUUCACGGCCCAAAAGUUGUGUCUCCGUGGGGAAUCAGGAAGUUGUUUCCUAAGAUCGAAAUGAUCAAGAAGUAUUGGGGAACCAUGAUGCAUGAGGGUCAGUUCGUAGACACUAGACAAGCCCUGAACUGUCUCCUUACAUCAACUAUUGACAAAUACGACCCAGGCUUCAGAGGGUCGAAUAUCGCAAAUUAUGUGAGUUUUAAAGAUUUUGUCAAGGAUAAAAAUGGCAAAAUUACUGGUGUCCGAGUCUGUGAUGACCUCAAUCAAACAUGAUUUGAGAUGAAGACUAGAUGAGUGAUCAACUGUACAGGAGUUUUUGCAGAUCAAAUCAGAAUUAAAGACAACCCUGAUGCAAAGAUGAGGAUGUGUGCUAGCAGAGGAACCCAUGUCGUGUUGAAAAAUGACUGCCUUCCUAAAGAUACAGGAAUUAUUCUGAAUGACACCUCAGAUGGCAGACUGAUAUUUAUUCUUCCUUACCAAGAUCAUAUGCUUAUUGGUACAACCGAUGAUAUGCAAGAGGUUGCUGAAUAUCCAAGAGCAGCAGAGGCAGAUGUCGAGUUUAUUAAGAAUGAAGUCCAAAGAAUAUUCGGAGAUGAAUUCGACUUUGAUAGCCACCUCAAGUCUAAAUUUGCUGGGUUAAGGCCUCUCUGUCUAGAGACUCCAAUUCCUCAGGAAGAAUAUGAAGAAAAAGUAAAGACUCUCAAGUCUAAAGAUUUAUGCAGGAGUCAUAUAAUCGAUGUCUCCGAUAGCGGACUGAUCUCUCUUCUCGGGGGAAAAUGGACUUCAUACAGAGUCAUGGGAGAAGAGACUGUAAGUAAGGCAAUCACAACUCACCACUUGAAUAACAUUAUUAAUGAGGAGAGCAAAGUGAGCAAGCUCAAGCUUCUUGGAUGUUAUUCUAAGCUGGAACUGAGAGACAAUAUGGCUUUGGGACCACAAGAAGUUGCUACAAAAUACAAAAACCAACUACUUUUCUUGCAAGAUAUCCCUGUUGAUAUAUCAGAAAGGCUCAUUGAGAAUUAUGGACCAGGCCCAAGUCUAAGAAUCAUUGAAAAAGGUGGCCAAACUCCAGCUUUUGGAAUCAAGCAGGAUAAGAACAAAGAGUUCAAAGGAGCUAAUGUGAGAAUCCAUCCUGACUUCCCUAUUCUUGAGUCUGAAUUAUAUCAUCAUAUGGACAAUGAGAUGGCUGUGAGACCAGAUGAUAUUAUUAACAGAAGACUAGGGUUAUCCUUUGUAGAUCAAAAGGUAAGAUCUCAAUAAACCCUUCUUUAGGCUGCAGAUGAAGUUUCCCAAAAAGUCGUUGACAUUAUGGCAUCCCAUCUAAAGUGGAGCUCAAGCAAGAAAAAAGAGGAACUUGAAAGAGUCA